UCAACACAAGGGACUGGCUUUAUUCACUUCCAUAGAGGACUGAAAUACAUCAGACGUGUUGUUGAGAGGGGCAGCUGUAAGGUAACAACAACGUAAUUGUGGUGAUCAAUCUCAAGAUAAAAAAUCUUGUGGAACCAAACUGAAAUCAAGGAGCAGCUGAACAUCAGGAUUCUGAUCCCUUAGGCAGUCAUGGAGCAGUCUGACAGAGAAUUGGAGGUUGAUAAAAGUAAGGACGGCUGGGUCUUGGUGAAUGCCGGAAGCACAAUCUAUCAAUUUAUCUAUUCCAUGAUUUCUACAUUAUGGUCAUAUCUUACAUCCUAUACAGUAGGACCAGUGCUGACAAAAAAAGAAAAAUUCACAGUUUCAAUAGUCACAAAUUCAUUUGACUGUGAUUGGAUGGAGAAGCUGCUGAGAUCUGCGGAGUUCAAUGCACUGGUUGAUGAUGGGAUAACCUAUAACUCAAGACAUUUAGAUGAGACAAUCAAAGAAAAAAUCUCCACAUGUUCCUGUAUCAUCUUGUACUACACAGGAGAUGUGCAAAAUGACCCUGAGAUCACUGAAGUGGAAAAUUUAUAUCGCACACCUGAAAUAAAAAAGAAUGUAAUUCUUGUGGUCGAGGACAAAGAAUCCAAGAAAAGCACCAAUGCAACAUUAAAUGAACACAUGAACAAUGUGCUUGGCUCAGAGCCGAUUUCCUUCACUAAUGGAGAAAUUCAGCAGUGCAGAAUUAAUCUCAAUUUACCCUUGAAGGGAAAACUGGACCUUAUAAAAGACCUAAUGAGCAAAGGAUCCUCGGAAUCGACAUGCCGCAAGGUUGUUGUUGGGAUCUUUUCAAGGUCGUCAGGAACUGAUUACAAUUGGUUGACAACACACCUGAAAUCUGAGGCUUUUCAGAAUCUAGUGGAGGAUGUCAAACCCUUUUUUAUCUCUAACAGCAAUGGCAAGGAGUUCCGAAAUACAGUUGCUGAGUGUAACUUCGGUAUUUUGUAUCACACCAAGAAACGCGGCAGAGUCAAUGUGACUGAUGUUACAGACUCAUUGUAUGAUUAUGAGUUGAACUAUAUGUCUGAUAUUCUGGGAAAAAGAAACGUUAUUGUGGUUGUAGAUGAUCUGCAGGAGAGUAGCACCGCAGAGAAAAACAGGAUCCUGAAGAGUCAGACCAGCAUCGGGGAACUGGCUGCAGAUAUCAUCCUGUUCACGGAUAAGGAGAGGGACCCUAAUUACAGGGAACCAUUACCAACCCCAGAAGAUAAAGAGGGUUUGCAAAAAAAGUUGCUGAUACUUAAAGAGUUGUUAGAAAAGGCAAAGGAUGAUAAAGAUGUGGUGGAAAAUGAAAGAAUCAGAACAGACAGUACUGACCAGCAGAAAAGAACAGAACAAAGUGAUCAAGCAAAGAGUGAACAAGAAAAAAACGUAACUGACAGUACUGAUGAGCAGAAAGGAGCAGGAGAAUGUGACAACGAUCUGAAAACAACAAAUGUCUAAUCUGAGACACGGGCACAAUGAUAAAAGACUCGCCGGCUUUUUUUGAGCAUUAUUUUGCAAUGUAGGUGUUUCUCCAUCACAUCCAUCAUUCUACAGAGAGAGAUAAAGAACUCUUGAGAAAAACAAAUGUCUUUUUAAAAGGCUUUGAGGGACUUUGCAGUACUAACGAGAUGUAUAAUAUCCCCUCGUCAAAGCAGAGAGGUAACGAUCAUCAGACCCACAGCGAGACCAUGGAUACUCUACAUAUAUAUAUUAUUUAGUACUUGUGUGAUUAUCUUUAAAAAUAUAAAGGCUUAUGACUGGCUUUUUACAGAUUUGAUUUUUAAUAAAUGAAAAUCAAGAUGGUAAAAUAAAUAUACCUAAAAGGUGGUUACAAUGUUUCUAUAUUAUAAUUUGUCAUUUUGAUCUGCUGAGGGUUAAUGAGGUCCAUAGGCCCCCUAUUGAGUACUGUAUCAGAUUCAUGUAACCUAAGUAUUUGUGUCUGUAUUCUUUAUUAUCUGCAGUACAUUGUGUAAUUUUUAUUAAAAUGUGUGUGUGUCAAGGGUUAGAAAGGUGUUGGCAUCUGGCACCAAUAUGGUGCAAGUAUUAUGUUUUUCCAUUUGAAUGGGACGUACAUAGUUAGUUUAGGCCAAAACAUAUUUGUCUUAUCCAGGUCUUUCAAUCCAUAAUGUUUGGAUCAUUUUGUUAAUGUUGGCAAAAUAAAAUAUGUUUUCUUAUGAUCUAUCAGAAUCACAGAAGAAAGCAUUUGGGUUGCAUGUCCCUUUUAAGGAACAUUACAGUUACUUUAUUUAUGCAUUAGAAAUGAUUCACUGCAUUACGGAAGAUAAGCAUACAAAACAAACGUUGUAGAAUAAUUUAAAACUGUUAUUAUGUUACAAAAAAAACCCUAAUCUUCCGCUUGUUGUAGUUUUUCCAGUGAUCCCAAUCUUGAGCUUGUUUUCAGCAGAUAACUUCUGAACAUCAGACAGUAUUGUAGUUUUUCCAGUGAUCACAAUCUUGUGCUUGUUUUUAGCAGAUAACUUCUGAACAUCACCCAGUAUUGUAGUUUUUCCAGGGAUCGCAAUCUUGCCCUUGUUUUCAGCAGAUAACAAAUUCUGAGCAUUAACCAGUACUGUAGUUUUUUCCAGUGAUCACAAUCUUGCACUUGUUUUUAGCAGAUAACUUCUAAACAUCAGCCAGUAUUGUAAUUUUUCUAGUGAUCACAAUCUUGCCCUUGUUUUCAGUAGAUAACUUCUGAGCAUCAACCAGUACUGUAGUUUUUUUCCCAGUGAUCACAAUCUUGCACUUGUUUUCAGCAAAAAAAAACUUUUGAGCAUCAACCAGUACUGUAGUUUUUUUUCCAUUGAUCACAACUUGUUUUUGUUUUCAGCAGAUAACUUCUGAACGUCAGUCAGGGAUUUUUUCCCCCAGUUAUCAUAAUCUAAAAAUAUAUUGCUGUUAGCACCCUUGAAGCUCAUUAUUGUUACCGCUUAAAAAGCAAAAAAAUUUAAUAUCUAUAUGAUUAAUUUUCCAAUUUUGUAAUCCAAAAGUCAAAUAAAUGUUCACGUUAAAUGAUGAAUAAAAUGGGGAUUUGUGAGUUUAGCAACUUCAUCACAGGUGCCUGCAUAUUGACUGAUCGUUUUUUCUUUAGUAGUGUAUAGUGAUACCAGUACUACUACUGUCUAUUUGUGUAUGUGCAAAAUCAAUGUUACAUUAAAACACUUUUUGGGCUACUUGGCAAUAAGUAAAAA
Bombina bombina (fire-bellied toad) is the source of this 3215-nucleotide messenger RNA. RefSeq lists its product as uncharacterized. The coding region runs from base 190 to 1485 and encodes 431 amino acids. The transcript has 11 exons. Lineage: Eukaryota; Metazoa; Chordata; Amphibia; Anura; Bombinatoridae. The record is from RefSeq and is a predicted model, not a curated record.